UUGAGGUAGUCAGUGAAACGCUCUUUCUGCCCAGCGUUGAGCACUAUUCCAAGUGGGCAGCGUUGUCGCUAAUAGUGUUUAUCAAUAUUAAGCGUACUGUUAAUGUGAAGUGAUUUAUUCGAAAUAAUGGUCGACCUAAUUUUAUGAUUUAUCCAAAUGUUGUGACUGAUUGCAUCACUACUGUUACUGUGACUGAAAUGUCUUAAUCGGAACGCAAUUUUAGGGUGGCUAUAGGUGACAGAUCUCUUCUUAUUCGCAAGCCGCAAUGUUCCCGGACUAUUUUCAGUCAUCGAAAAGAAAAGCGCGACGGAAUUCUAUUCCCACCUAAAGACAAUGCAUAACAAGAAGCUUAAGUUCGUUUCAUGAAAUUUCGCGCGAUCUUCACAAUGAGUAAUGUUUAGUCCAUAUGCAUGAAGUUUUCGAAGACCGGCCUUUAGCUACUCCAAAUAUUUCACUCAUAAUCUAUCGUAUAUUCGUAUAUUGACAAAAAGACCGAUGUACGUGUGUCUAUUCGUACUGGAUACCGUUGGUGUGGGGUGAUUUCAGCUUGAGCCAACCGGAUGGGCUGAAUAGCUCCACUUAAUCAUAUAACUUGGUUUUUAGGAAUCUUUGUUUAGAAACAAAAACGCUGAAGACCAAGCACCGAAAUGGCCCAUCCUCAGUGUCAUCAUCACUGCAUUCGAAAGCAAUUGCUCACUUACAUUGCUGCCGCUGCUAAUAAAUACGGCCUGCAUUUAGGAAUGCGUGCCCGUGGUUCCGGAAGUGGGAAGCGAUUGGCUAGAAAAGAGUGUCAUUGCCGGCUUUCGGGUCUGGCAAUUAAUGUUUAUGAGCUGCGCAGGAGCAACUGUUGUUAUUGUGGUGAUGUGCUGCUUCAUGAAGUGCCGUGUGCCUCGAACAAAACAAGAGAUUGAAGCCGAUUGUCACCGGAGGGAGUUGACCCUACAGUUUCGUAAACAGCUUAACAAAAUUGCAAUGGAUGACCUAACAUUUCUGAAAGCUUUGGAUAAAGUUCGAGAGACAUUUGAGCAUGAGGAAGAAAAACGACAGCGUGGAUCGUGGGAUUCGCUUCUUGAACAGGAGGGCAGAGAAUUGUCGUUCAAAUAUCGAAUACGCAAGCUGCUCAGGAUGUUCCGAUUUAAAAAAAAGGAAAAAGACAAGAAUAAAAGUGCCACCGAGAAAGACGGAGGAGGAAGCACUAACGAUCAAGCUAAGAGGGGAAGCGAUUCCACUGGCGGCGAUGGUGAUGAAGACAGCAGGAACACAAAGAAUGGUUCUAAAGGAAAGAAUAGUCCGGAAGAAACCCAAUAUAGAAACGGUGAUGAUCAUCGAAAAGAUCAUAAAGGUAGAGAUCACCAUAAAAAGGAUCACGUGGAAGUUCACAUUGAUGCUGACGCUGAUGGAAUUCUUCGACAGAAGUCAUAGUGUCUAAGACAGCGAUUGUUCAAAAGAGAACGUUUAUUAAAUUUAUAUUUUGAUAUCCAAUAGAUAACAUGACUAUCGAAAUCCUAGUAGUAUCUUAAGCAUGGUUUCCAUUCUGGUAUCUCAAUGAAAACAUGAACGCAUCGGAUUAUUCGCUUGUGGCUAUAUCUACUGCUUCUAGUACAUAAAUACAUUUUUAAUAUUCGUACGUGGAUCAAUACUUGAGAUCAAUCGUUUGCAUAAAAGGUUGUAUUAUCGCAAUACAACGCUUAACAAAAAUAGCAUGUGGAGUGCUUAUUUACAGAAUAAUUAAGUCUUUUUUUUAACCCAACGAAGCAUCUACACAUGUAAAUGUUGCAGCGUGGAGCUUGAACAAUCUAACCCGCCUUUAGCAGAAACGUAUAGAACAAACGUUUAGCUCCGCCUAAUCCAUGGCACCGAUAAUGCCGGGGAAUGUUUUUAUCUAGCUAUUAUAUAUCCAAUUAACAUUUUCCAGCACCACUUUUCCAAAUUUGGCUAUAUUUUUGUGAUAUUUUUCAAGGAUGCAAUUUUUCGUAAUGACUUGCAAUGGAGUAGAACUCAAGGCAUAUCACUGUUUAGCUAUAUUAGGGUAAAAAGAGAAUAAUUAAUAGUAAUUCUCAGAAAAUCGCCGUAGGAUGAGCAGAGAAACCUUACAGAUUAGCAACCAAAGUAAGUGACCUAACCAUUUUUUUAGAAAGUUUGUAAUCUGCAUACAUAUCAACAAAAACAAAGAAGACAACUGGUUCCACUUUUGGAAAACAAAAAUAUAUUUUUCUUUAUUGAUGUUCAUGUACACAUAGGAAAUUAAAUCAGCAGUAUUAGGGACCAUCGCAUCCCCACAUCUAAUAACAAUGCACAGUUGUUGGUUGUAUUAUACUUUCUUAGACAUAACUGUGUGCAGCCAUUUUGAUUUUUGUUCACGUUUUAUUGGCAUACCUACCGGUCCAGAAUUAUGGCUCUGGCAUUUGUUUUUACUUGCACGUACAAUUACAAAUGUUCCGUUUCAACAUGCCGUACAAACCAGUACUCCUUCUCAAUUGACACUGAUAGAAAGUUUUUUUUAGUAAUUGCGGUUUCAAUUUGUCUAUUCUAGAACACUGUUUAUCCCGGAUAUCGAUCAUCAGUGACUUUGGCCAAUAUAUUACUACCCGGUCUCUUAGUACCUGUUUGCUUCUACGAUCAAUGGCAUUUCAAAGAAUAAAAAUGUGAACUUAA
Messenger RNA from Varroa destructor (honeybee mite), 2655 nucleotides. RefSeq lists its product as uncharacterized. The record is from RefSeq and is a predicted model, not a curated record. NCBI's taxonomy places the organism in Eukaryota, Metazoa, Arthropoda, Arachnida, Mesostigmata, Varroidae.